Messenger RNA from Anguilla anguilla (European eel), 6291 nucleotides. RefSeq names its product membrane-associated guanylate kinase, WW and PDZ domain-containing protein 3-like. Gene Ontology annotation, biological process: signal transduction. Gene Ontology annotation, molecular function: protein binding. Gene Ontology annotation, cellular component: cytoplasm. The record is from RefSeq and is a predicted model, not a curated record. Bases 1338 to 5954 code for a protein of 1538 amino acids. NCBI's taxonomy places the organism in Eukaryota, Metazoa, Chordata, Actinopteri, Anguilliformes, Anguillidae. The transcript has 22 exons.
AAUGGUGGACUCCAGAAUAAUGGCGGCAGCUCCGUUCAGAUCGUGAUUAGAAUAAAGAAAAACAUUAGUGAGUAGCAAACUAAUUAUUUUAUAGAAAUAUUAACCGACCCUAUUUCGUAGUUUCAGCGGGCCAGUAGUUUUUAGAAAUUUAGAAAGUCUCGGUUGCAAAAAUUAUCCACAACUGCUUUGAUCACAACUGUUGGUACACAACGGUGCAUAUAUUUGGAUCAUCGUAUCGGUAGUCUAAAAUGUAAUACUUGUUCAAGUCAUAAGAAGCAGACUCCUUACCUUUUCUAGUGAAACUUGUGACUCUAAAAUAAACGCACGGUCAAAUGCGUGAAAUUGUAUGCAGUUCAUGUCAAGGCAAAUUAGGUUAAGCUGGGCGGCAGAAUUUUUACUUCAGUUUCCAUGUGCUUAUAAAAAUCGGCGAUCUGCCAUUCAAAUAGGCUUUACUUAUGGGAAGCUCGCUAUAUAUGAAGUUGCAGGUUAUUAUAUUUAACGUACGGCUACCUGUGUACGCAUCGAGCGAUGUGGAAGGUGUGUGGGAUUAAUGGCGUUAGCGCGCCAUAUUUGGUGUUACUAGGAGAAGCCUCCGGGAUAGACCAGCUCAAUUAUUUUCACCAUUGUCCGAUGAUCAAUAUUUUUGUUUCCUCUUCCCUCUGAUUGGUUAUUUACAACAACAGUCAAUAGCGUCUGCUUCCCCGUCAGUGCAAGUUAAACAUGACAAUUCCUUAAAAGUUCUGGAAAUGUUGCCAUCCUGCACUGGCGAAACGCACGACUUGUGAGCGACUGACCAGCGGCGGGGCAGAGGAACGUGUCUGCCUCUAACGCUGACGGGUGGACCAGGCUGUUGGAUGGUGAGCUUGUGGAGCGAAGGACUCGGACUGCCAUCUGGAUAGACGGGCACUCCUCGCACACAAACGCACGCGCGUGCUCACUCGGUGCACCAGGUGUGUUACGGCCGUGUGCUAGGAAUGCAGCUGCGUUUGCCACGCUAGAGGGAACAGGUGCGUGGGACACAUGUUGCAGAAAGGCAAUCAUAGCCGGAAUAAGAAGAAACCGAGACUUUGGAACUAAACUCUACGAAACUGCGAUGUAAUUAAGUAACAACUACCGUGGCUUUUGUAUUCAGUUACAUCGGCUAGCAGGUGCGUAGAGAUUAUUGAUUAAACGCGGUUGAUAUUUUAAGCAUGCACGGACUGUCAUAAGCAGUCUGAACUACCGACCAACCCAAAUGGCGAGCCGUGUUCAGAUGAGUGAUCGGAAUGUCUUUCAGUGUGCUUUUUCAUCAGAGAAAAACUAAUCUAUGUUUCUCUGCUCGGUAGACAGCCAUACAAAUGCCCGACAUAACCGACUCGGCGAGAAAAGCAGCCAGCCGCGACACUGAAAACCAUCGGAAGGGAUUAAUCAUGUCCAAAACACUGAAGAAGAAGAAGCACUGGUCGAGUAAAGUGCAGGAGUGCGCGAUAUCCUGGGGAAACGGCCGGGAACUGAGCUCUGUCGUAGAGGUGAUGGGGGGCGCGGAGCUUGGCGAGUUCCCCUACCUUGGCCAGGUGAAGGCGGAAGCGAUGGCGUGUCAGCUCGGGCGGAUUCCCUGUCCGGGGGACGUGCUUUUGGAGGUGAACGGAACCCCUGUCAGUGGACUGACCAACCGAGACACACUCGCCGUCAUCCGCCACUUCAGAGAACCCAUCCGCCUGAAGACCGUCAAACCAGGAAAGGUGCUGAACACAGACCUGCGGCACUACCUCAGCCUGCAGUUCCAGAAGGGCUCCCUGGACCACAGACUCCAGCAGGUCAUCAGAGACAACCUCUACCUGCGGACCAUCCCCUGUACAACUAGACUGCCCAGAGAGGGAGAGGUUCCGGGGGUGGACUACAGCUUCAUCAGCGUGGAGGAGUUCCGCAUCCUGGAGGAGAGCGGGCUGCUGCUGGAGAGUGGGACUUAUGAUGGUAACUACUAUGGGACCCCCAAGCCCCCCGCCGAGCCCAGUCCCAUACAGCUGGACCUGGUGGACCAGGUCCUGUUUGACGAGCAGUUUGGCACAGAGGUGCAUCGCAAACGCACUACCUCUGUCAGCAAGAUGGACAGGACGGAUAGCACCGCCCCUGAGGAAGAGGAUGAUGAAGAGCGGCCAGCAAUCCUCAAUGGCCUCUCAGAUCAGCAGGGAGGAGCUGAAUGGAGGAGGGCUGUACCAGGCUACCCGCAGGGCAGCAGGGCAGUGGAGCUGCGGUCCUGGAGCUCUCUGCCCCGCGAUGGCAGCCCUGAACCACUGCCCAAGAACUGGGAGAUGGCCUACACCGACACCGGCAUGGUCUACUUCAUCGAUCACAACAACAAGACCACCACCUGGCUGGACCCCCGCCUGGCCAAGAGGGCCAAACCGCCGGAGAAAUGUGAGGAUGGAGAGCUUCCUUAUGGCUGGGAGCAGAUUGAAGAUCCGCAUUAUGGCAUCUACUACGUAGAUCAUAUCAAUCAGAAGACACAGUUUGAAAACCCAGUCCUGGAGGCAAAGAAGAAACUGAGCCAACAGGAGGCGCUCCCUGCCCCAGAAGAGAGGGGUGUGCGAGGAUUCACACGGAACCCGUCCCAGCUGAAAGGGGUGGUGAUCCGCACAGCUCUUAGAAAGAGUUCCCAGGGCUUCGGUUUCACCAUCAUUGGGGGCGACCGGUCGGACGAGUUCCUGCAGGUGAAGAACGUCCUCAGAGACGGCCCAGCUGCUCAGGACAAGAAGCUGGCAUCCGGUGAUGUCAUCGUGGAGAUUAACGGGGCCUGUGUUUUGGGGAUGACCCACGCCACGGUGGUGCAGAUGUUCCAGGCCGUCCCGGUUCACCAGUGUGUGGACAUGGUUGUGUGCCGGGGCUACCCGCUGCCUGAGGACGUGGGCAGCGAUGAUGAGGAUGGUGGGGGUCAGGUGACUGUCAUUAACGGGCAGCCCCUGCUGGUGAAGGGUGAGGCUCUCCGCGGCUCCUCCCAGGAGCUCCCCUACGUUGUCUGUGACGACGGCGCUGCCCCGCCCAACGGACCGGCCCCGAGCCUGCUGCAGCCGGAGCUGGUGAGCGUGGCGCUGGUGAAGGGGCCCGGCGGGUUCGGCUUCGCCAUCGCAGACUGCCCCCUGGGCCAGAAGGUGAAGAUGAUCCUGGACGCGCAGUGGUGCCGCGGCCUGCUCAAGGGUGAUGUCAUCAAGGAGAUCAACCGGCAGAACGUGCAGACGCUCAGCCACGCCCAGGUGGUGGACAUCCUGAAGGACCUGCCCGUGGGCCGCGAGAUCUCCGUGCUGGUGCUCCGAGGAGGUCAGACAUCUCCAGUGAAGAGCCUGAAACCUAAGCCGGAGAUGACCGCCAGCACGGAGACUCUGGACCGCGCUCCAGAUUCGACUGCGCACCCCCUACCCUUACCCCCAAGUGCCCUGAGAUCCAGCGCCCCAAAACCUGACCCCACCGAGUUCUACCCCACCACCCCUCGGUCCAGCGCCCCCAGAUCUGACCCCGCCGAGUUCUACCCCACCACCCCACGGUCCAGCGCCCCCAGAUCUGACCGCACCGAGUUUUACCCCACCACCCCACGGUCCAGCGCCCCAAAACCUGACCCCACCGAGUUCUACCCCACCACCCCACGGUCCAGCGCCCCCAGAUCUGACCCCGCCGAGUUCUACCCCAGUACCCCUCGAUCCAACGCCCCAAAACCUGACCCCACCGAGCUCUACAUCAAGUCUAAGGCCCUGCAGGACAGCAAGCCUGCCAACACCAGAGACCUGGACGUGUUCAUUAAGAGAAAUCAGGAGUCGGGCUUUGGAUUCAGAGUUCUGGGUGGGGAGGGUCCAGAACAACCCGUGUACAUCGGCUCCAUCGUGCCGCUGGGCGCGGCGCAGAAGGACGGGCGGUUGCGAGCGGGCGAUGAGCUCAUCGGUAUCGACGGGGUGCUGGUGAAGGGCCAGUCCCACAAGCAGGUUCUGGACCUGAUGACCAACGCCGCCCGCAACGGGCAGGUCCUGCUGACCGUGCGGAGGAAGGUGACCCACACAGAUGGUGGGGAGGAAGACCUGCGCUCUGCCUUGGUGAACGGCUCCCCUCGGCUGCCGCGGAUCGAGGUGGUGGGCCUGCUCGAACCCAAGUCCUACGACAUCACCCUUCAGCGCCAGGAGAACGAGGGCUUUGGCUUCGUCAUCCUCACCUCCAAGAGCAAGCCACCUCCUGGAGUAAUCCCUCAUAAGAUCGGGCGGAUAAUCGAGGGCAGUCCCGCGGGCCGCUGCGGGCGGCUCAGAGUCGGGGACCGCAUCUGUGCGGUGAACGGCCAGCCCAUCGUGGCUCUGGAGCACAGCGACAUCGUGCAGCUCAUCAAGGAAGCCGGCUACGCAGUCACCCUCACUGUGGUGCCGGCGGACGAGUAUAAUGGGCCUCCUUCAGGAAACAGCACAGCCAAGAACAGCCCUGCUCCACAGCAUCGAACCCUGAGCCACCGGGACGACAGGUACAAUCUGGAUAUGGAGGAGAGCAGAGACGUUCUCACCUGGGCCGACUACAAGACCCUCCCCCAGCCUGAGCAGGGCACUCUGUGCAUCAUCGGGCCCAAUCCGGGCUGCUUCCUGGUGGAGCUGUCUCGGGGUCCACGGGGCUUUGGCUUCAGCCUGAGAGGAGGGCAGGAGUACAACAUGGGCCUGUUCAUCCUGCGGCUGGCUGAGGAUGGCGCCGCCCUGCAGGAUGGGAGGAUAAAGGUGGGGGACCAGAUCGUGGAAAUUAACGGUGAGCCCACGCAGGGGAUAACCCACACCCGGGCCAUCGAGCUGAUCCAGGCUGGAGGAAGCAAGGUGCUGCUGCUGUUAAGGCCCGGACCAGGACAUGGCCAGCUGGAUCGCACGCCUGCUUCACCUCCCGGAUGUCAAAGACAAGUUUCGUCGCUCAGUGUGUCCACCGCCUGCACCCCUCUGCCCCCGGCCUCCCCCGCCAUGCUCUCCUUGCCCCCCUCCCAAAAGCCCCCGAGCUCCAGAUGGGACAGCAGCGGCUCCUCCCCCCUGCUGGGGGAACCCCGGGGCUGCUGGGACAGGAACAGCACAGAGAGGGGUGUUCCAGGUCCGGACUGUUCCAGAGAGCACUGCCCUAAACUGUUCUUUAGCCCCGCCUCUCCAAACCUAAACCCCGCCUCUCCAGACAUCAGCCCUUCAUCUACUGACCUCAGCCCCGCCCCUUCGCACCACAGCCCCGCCUCUUCAGACCUCAGCUCUGCCCUUUCUGACCUCAGCCCCGCCCCUUCGCACCACAGCACUGCCUCUUCUGACCUCAGUCCUACCACAUCGGACCUCAGCCCCGCCUCUUCUGACCUCAGCCCUGCCUCUCUAGACCUUGGCCCUGCCCCUCCAGGCCCUGACUCCGCCCCUCCAGGCCUCAGCCCCGCCCCUCCAUGCCUCAGCCCCGCCCCUCUGGACCUCACAAGGAUCUGCAGCUCAAAGGCGCUGUGCACUAACAGGCCCAGUGACACAGGGGGAUCCCCUUCAGACAUCAGAGCCCCGUCCAGCCUCUCGCCAGGCUGGGGCGGGGCAGGAGAGGGGGAGCAGAGACUGGGCACACAGCCCCCCCCCAAUAAGGGGGAGGAUACCCCACCUGGCCAGCAGCCACACAAACACCUGAGGAAGCAUGGCAGUCUCCCCAGGACACAGGGGGGGAGGAGAGGAGAGAGGGGUGUGAAACUCAGCAGAGAGAGAGAGGCAGCCUGUGAGAUCAGCACAGAGGAGGAGGAGGAAGAGGAGGAGGAAGGGGAGGAGAGAGGGGCGGAGCUCUGUGAGCAUGAAGAGGACAGGAGAGGGGCGGAGCUCGGUCAGAAUGGUAGCUGUAAAGACAGGCAGAGCUACUCCACUUCCUCCCUGGACAGGAAGCUGCCAGUUACUCCUGGACCCUGGAAAAUACCCAGCUCCGCCAGGAUUCUGACGCGAGAGGAAGUGAUGCGAGAGCCAUACUGAUGCAUCAUGGGUGGGGUAGUGAUGAGAGAAAUCCAUGUUCAUGAAAGCUAACAUAUGCAAACAGCAAUACAAUGAUUUGAGCCAAUCAUUCUAGUUUGCUGUGUAAAUGAAUAGAGUUUGUUUGGUUCGCACUAUACUGUGAUUCACUGCUUAUUGUAGCUCCAUUCAUCAUGGGGUUCAUGACAGUUCUCUCAUCACUAUGGAGACAGGCUUAGACAGGUAGCUGGGAUGGUGGAGGGGGAUUAUCAGUUUACCUGUUAUCUCACAUUCAUUUCAUCCCUUUAGCAACUAUAUAUUUUUACCAUGCUGGCAUCAAUAGAGUUCUUUCUAUUCACAA